Sorex araneus (European shrew) is the source of this 5412-nucleotide messenger RNA. It is a transcript of the gene PHF24, whose product is annotated as PHD finger protein 24. NCBI's taxonomy places the organism in Eukaryota, Metazoa, Chordata, Mammalia, Eulipotyphla, Soricidae. Bases 224 to 1429 code for a protein of 401 amino acids. The record is from RefSeq and is a predicted model, not a curated record. The transcript has 9 exons.
CGGGGAGGGUGGGUGUGCUCGGGGCGCGCGCGCCGCCGCCGCCGCCGCCUCUGCCCGCCGCGCCGCCCGCGCCGCCUGCUCCCGACGUCGGCCCCGGCUCGCCACUGCCCCAGCGGCCAUGGGCGGCGUGGAGCCCGCGCUGUAAGCGGCCGCCAGCCCCGGACCCGGGGGUCCCGCGUCUUGACAGUCGGGACUGCAUUCCAGAAGAGCUGAGCACAGCACCAUGGGGGUGCUGAUGUCCAAGCGGCAGACGGUGGAGCAGGUGCAGAAGGUGAGCCUGGCUGUGUCUGCCUUCAAGGAUGGGCUGCGGGACAGACCUUCCCUCCGACGCACAGGCGAGCUCCCAGGGUCCCGCCGCGGCACCGUCGAGGGCUCUGUCCAGGAGGUGCAGGAGGAGAAAGAAGCCGAGGCCAGCGGCCCGGUACUCCAGGACGAGAGCAGCGUCCCGCGGGGCGCCUGGGAACGGCUCCGAGAUGGGCGCGGGGUGGAGCCUGAGGACUUGGACAGGAGCAGCCGCUGCUUCACGCCGCCCGCCUACAUCCGGCCCACCCGCCAGCUGGACGAUGACAAGCCCCCCGACAUCUGCUUGGAGUCCAGAGACGCUAUUGUCAAUGAUGAGAUGUGUGACAUCUGUGAAGUCUGGACAGCCGAGAGCCUGUUCCCCUGCCGGAUCUGCUCCAGGGUCUUCCACGAUGGCUGCCUUCGCCGCAUGGGCUACAUCCAAGGAGAGAACAACGCAGAAGUGACCGAAACGGCCCACACGGACACAGGCUGGAGCUGCCACUACUGUGACAACCUCAACCUGCUGCUCACCGAGGAGGAGAUGUACAGCCUCAUGGAAACCUUCCAUCAGUGCAAAGUCAUCCCUGACUGCUCCCUGACGAUGGAGGACUUCCUACGCUACCGCCACCAAGCAGCAAAGCGGGGGGACAGAGAGAGGGCCCUCAGUGAGGAGCAGGAAGAGCUGGUGGGCCGCGAUUUCGCAGCCCUGGACCCUGAGCGUCGAGGCCACAUAGAAUGGCCGGACUUCUUGUCCCACGAGUCCCUCCUGCUCCUGCAGCAGCUGCGUCCCCAGAACUCUCUGUUAAGGCUUCUGACACCCAAGGAGCGUGAGCGAACCCGGGACGCGUUCCUGGCAAUAGGUGGCGGGGCCGCCAUCAGUGAGGCUGAGUGCCACCGCGCACAGCAUGCCUGGUUCUGCAAGCGCCCGGCAGAGGCCCCGUCCUGCAGCGUCAGUGUCAGCCAUGUGGGUCCCAUAGCCGACAGCAGCCCGGCCAGCAGCAGCAGCAAGAGCCAGGACAAGGCUCUGCUGCCCACUGAACAGGAGACCAGAUCCGUGGACUGGCCGACCUUCCUACGGGAGAAUGUCAUCUACAUCCUGGCUGCGCGCCCCAACAGCGCGGCCAUUCACCUAAAACCCCCAGGAUAGUGUGGAGCAGAGAAUGUCAGCCCGGGGAGAGGGGUGGCGUUCUCUCCCCGCACCCUUUCUCUCUCCCCUUCCCCCACCAAAGUCUGACAUGGAGACUCACGGGGAUGGAGCACUGCCAGCAUCUCAGUUUGUCACUCAGCUUCAUGACACGGAAAUCCCGUCCCCCCUCAUGCAGAAGCACCAUGUGCUGCCACAAGGCAGCUGGAGCUGAGGCUGCAUCUGCCCCAGCCCCUCCUACGCCAUCUCCUCGACUGAACCUGCCACUCACACACACACAGGCCGCGCUGUCCCUGGUUCCUUUGGGUUGAAAAAGGACCAAAGUCCCCUUGUGAUAAUCCCUUGGAGACUCUGCUUCCUCUGCCUGUGGCUUCUGUUGGCCAAACACUACAGAAGAAGGAAGCCUUGGGUUCUACACUCCCCUGAGUCGGCCCUGGCUCCUUCCUUCCUCCCUCCGGCCUGGAAGCUGUGUGUUUGAGAGGUAGGAAGAGGAUGAAACUCACACCCAUUGUUUCGAUAAUUCCAGUUCCCUGAAUGUGAGAGCCCUAGUCUGCGAGGCUCUACCAGAAAAAGGGGGGGCACCAGCCCCUCUCUGGGACCCAGAGUUCUAGGGAUUUCCUGGGAAGACAUCCAAGUGCAGAAGACUAGCAGGUCACUUAAUCCACAGGUGUGAGCGAGUCAUCUUGGCCACUGCUCAUGGCCUCGAGUCCCAGGGGCCUAACUAGAACAGGUGAGGUGGAAUCCCCACCUCUGCAUUAGAUGCUUCACCCAAACACCCAGAACCCGGGCCACAGGGUCCAGAUGGAGAGAAGACCCGUGUUUUCCCCACAUUCCGACUCAACUCAGCUGUAGACUAGAAGCGUCUGCUGCCGUGUGGCAAAGGAGCCAGCCUCUCCUGCCGCCCAGUGAAUAGCACCACGGACGCCUGAGCACAACACCCCCUCGCCGCCCUGACCAUGAGAGUGAGAAGCCGGUGCCAAGAUGAUCCGCAUCUCAGCCCUCUUGAGCAGAGAGAGUUCCAGCCGAGGGAAGCACUUCCUUCUCCCCAUUCUUAGAUGCUGCCUUUCCCCAGGGCUCACAACAUCCUUUCCUGCCAGGUUGCAAGCACCUCGGCGGAGCAGGAGGGGACUUGGAGGACAAGAAGAGGUCCCCAGGGACACUGUGUCUGGCCUCUAAACCCCAGCUUCCCCUCCUUCCUGAGUCCUCCUCAGAUUCCUGAGUCAGCCAGCAGGGCCCCAGGUUUCCCCUUCCAGCCUAAUGACAGGGUUUGCCUUCUCUGAUGGCUGAGUGUUGAUGGAGAGGUUUGGUCCCACUGACACUCACAGGCCCCAUGGCUUACAGUCCUUAGAGAAAACUGGGCACUCCUGACGGUGGUAGGUGCAGUGCUGAGAGUCGGGAAAGGAAGGGGCUGCAAGUAGGGGCCCAGUCAGAGAACUGUGGGUGCCCUCCCUUGGAAAAUGCCUGUUACACAAGCAGGUUAAGAAGCUUUUUCAAGACUUCAACUGAGAGGAAUGAAUCUUGGUUCAUGCAGAUGAGCCUCAAACCUUUCCAAGCCCACAGCUAUUCUGUAAAUACUCCUUAGCCAUACUCCCAAGGAUGGUCAUUAUCCAAUCUAACCAAAACAAACAAAACCAAGCACAUUACUCUUGGGCCCAAGAACUGCAUCCGAAGCAGCUGAGCCCAGGGUUUUGCACUGAGAUGAUGAAAGCACAUUAAGCCCAGGGGCUUAUGCUAACUUUCCUGGCAAAUGCUCCUCUGUCCCAGUACUUUGGGGCUCCCUGAUCCCCCGCAGGCAGGCCUCUCUUGAGUUGAGAUGAGCUCUGGGCUUUGAGAGCUAGACAGACCUGCUCGCCAGCCCCUCUAGCUCUCUGAUCCUGCGCAGGUCAAGGUGACGCCCCCCUGUCUGCAGCAGCCGUGACUCACCCACGGCUGCAGUACCCCAAACCAGGCAGGCUCCUUCCAUUGGGCUUGCCUCUUUGCUGGGACAUGAGCCUCCUUGUUCACAAGGUGAGGCAGAGGACCUGGGUGGGGGCACUGCCCUCAGCAAUAGCGCUUCCAAUCCACAAGAGCUGCAGGAACCUGGAGGGCGGCUUGGAGCCACUUUUCCAUAGGCAUUUCGCAUUUUACCAAAGGGGGCGGGGUUCCCAUUGCUUCCCCAGACCAGAGCUUCAGAAGCUGCAUCUCAGCCCUCCCUUUGUAGUGUGCAAAUCUGUGGAGUCCUUUGCAGUACAUAUGGAGACGUGCAAACUUUUAUCACCCUAGUGAAGCCCCCCUUUCCUUAUCAAGCCCCCUCCCCCCAUCACUGUGACUAUCUGAAAUUCUGCUCAGUAUGGAAACUCCUGUCUAAGGGAAAGGAAUGUGUUUCAUGCUCUCCUUGGCUGCCCUAAAUUCAAAGCAGUAUUUUUUCCAAGCGUCCCCUACUCCACCCGAGAGACUGGGGUAACCCCAACCUUGGAAGACAACUUGCCCUCAACCUGUUUUUCAUCCAGCAGUUCUCUUCCCCAGCCUCAUUUAAACAUGAGGCGGCCGGAUGCCUGGAGUGGGGGGUGGGGGAGCCUGCAGGGACAGGUGAGUCAUGGCUGUGGCCACAUAACCUCCAGGGCUGCUCUGUGGCUUCCUCUUCUAAGACCAACUUUCCCCAAAGUUGCAGGCUCUGUGCUUUUGAGCAAGGGCAUCUUUGGGGUCCAGGGAUGAUGCUCACUCCUGGGUUCUGACCCACUCACAAGUGCUCUGUCUUAGAGGAUGGCCACAGCUGAAGCCAUGACAGAUGGCCUGUCCCGCCUCUCAGCCCCAGUGCCAGGCUGCAGGGCAAACACUAGCCUUUCUAGUGCUGGUGCUCCCCAAACAACAUCACCCUUGCCUUGUCUGAGUGGCCAAAUCUGGGGGUCCCCCGCUCCUUCCACCUGUAUGGGAAGAACAGCAUAAACUGUCUUAGAGAGGGCACCUCACUGUGGGCUGAGGCCAGCACUGUGCCCAGAUCUCGGCCCAAAGCACGGCCUCACCAGCGGCGGGUUUUGUGACUUCAGGAAGUGGCCUCAGGAAGCCCAAAAGACAAGAAGCCCUGGGAAGACCCCAAGCUAUCCGACAGUCAAGGGUAAUCUCAGGAUUGAGAAUGGAUGGCAACCACGUCCCCCUCAAACCAGCAGAGCAAAGUCAGGGAGAGACUCGCACUGAAAGACAAGUCACCUAGAAGCCAGAAUUUCAGGACCCCUUGACAGGCCUGGGUUCAUGUGUCCUUGUUGCCUAUUUACAGUGGGAGAACUGUCCCUGUGCCACUGCACUGGGUUUUGUCCAGUUUUUUUUUCUGGGGUUCUCAGCUACAGCCCAGACAUCUUUACAUUGGGGUUAUUAAUGCUUGGCCCCUGGCAUGAGGUGGGUCCGGGCACUUUCCCUGCUGCCACCACUGUAGGCAACCUGGAAAGAAAAGAGAAAAGUUCUAGAAUUCCCUCCAGGCCAAACUAGUGAAGAUAAGUUUUCCUCAGAGCCACAUGCCUCCUCCCUACGCCCCCCGCCAAGACUUGGAUUGUGUAGAGGUGCCUGGUCAGAUCUGGACCAGUGACUAAGAAACUCAAUCCGAUCCCAGACUGGAGACUAAGUUGGUGUGGCCAAGGAUGAAAACACCAAGGCACAAGCAGCACGAUGGCCCCGUAUGCUUGGGGAAACAAAGGCCUGUAAGUUUAGCCUCUUUAAGAGACAGCAUAGAAUCUGUCUUCCAGCCACACACUGGUGACAAGGGUUGGUAUUACUGAUCUCUGGAGAGUCUGUCUCUCUGGCCCCUCAUGUGUAUCCUGCUAUUUGCUGUAGACUUGAACUCGGCAGUAAGUGGAGAGGAACAGCACCCCCCUCACACACCCCACUACCACCACCCAGAGCCCUGUCUUCUCUCCAGUUGCAUGUUCCUCCCUGUGGCUUAGCCCCUCCCUCCAGAAGGAGCUGAUGCUCCCGGAGGUUGGCACAGUGGAAUCAUAAUAAAGAUCGUAAUGCUA